AUGGCGGCUCCGAAUAUCGCCGCCGGCAACCACAGUGAUGGGAUUCAAAGCUUGAACACGGGCGGUGGGCCUCAACACAAUAACAACGACAAAGGCCUACAGAUCAACAAUAGCAUUUUCCAUGGGUUUGGUAUAAACGACUUGAAUACCGAUGAAGCGACAACACUCCAGAAGGAAAAGGAAGACUGCCUACGUUCUCUUAGUUUCGAAUACAUGGACGCUCGUCAAGAAGAUAUAUCUCUUGCCCAUCCCCGAACGUGCGACUGGUUCUUCGCAACUAGCCAGUUCCAACAAUGGUAUCAUCGCGACAAUCUUCAGAACCACAAUGGAGUGCUCUGGAUCAAGGGACAUCCUGGAACAGGAAAGUCAACUCUCAUGAAACAUACUUUACGGCAUUUGGAACGGGAACUCUCCGAAACUCAUAUUAUUGCCGCUCAUUUCUUCAACGCUCGAGGCGAUUCCUCUGAACGAACGGCUCUCAGCAUGCUGCGUUCCAUAUUGUAUCAAUUACUAGAAAAAGAACCAUCCAUUUACGAGCAAUUUGUGCCUCUAUUUCGCAACAAGAAUCGAAAGUUUAAAACACAUUGGAACUGGCGAGAAUCAGACCUUAAGAAUUUCUUAUUUUUCGCGAUACAACAUUGCCGGUCAAAGUCACUGAUUGUUCUCGUCGAUGCUUUAGACGAAUGCGAAGAGAAACACGUCCGAGACGUCGUCAAAUUUCUCGAAGAGCUCAGUAUUGAAGCUACUGCUGUUGGAGUGGCUCUCAACAUUUGCUUAUCAAGUCGCCAUUAUCCGUAUAUAACCAUGCAAACGCACCUAGAACUUGUCGUGGAAGAGAUAAGCGAGCAUAAUGAAGACAUCAUUAUUUAUACCCGCGACAAUUUAACGAUACGAGAUAAGAAGAUUGAGAAAGAUUUUCUUGAAAAGGCGUCUGGCGUUUUCAUGUGGGCUGUGCUUGUUAUAAAACUACUAAAUAAAGCGUACGACGAGGGUCAAAUCGAGGCCAUGCAUGAGACGUUACAUAAAGUACCCGGUGACCUCGAGCAGGUGUUUGAGCAACUCUUGAUAAAGAACAAUCCGCACAAACAGGAGACAGCAUUUAUGCUUCAGUUUGUGUUGUUGGCGAGACGAUUGAUAACGCCAGAAGAGCUAUAUUUUGCCACGAUCGCCAAAACAACCGAGAACAUCCAAGCCUGGGACCAAUCAAAGAUAAGACCAGAUGAUAUUCGACGGCGCAUCACCAAUUCAUCGAGGGGUCUUAUCGAGGUACGGAAAGGUGAUGAUAACGCUGUGCAGUUCAUUCACAAGUCAGUCAAUGAUUUUCUCAUUCGAAAUAAAAGACUACAAAAACUAGAUCCAGAUCUCGAGGUAAACGGUAUAGGCAGUGGCCAUGAAUGUCUCAGAUCAUGCUGCAUGAGAUAUAUCAUGAUGAUACCGUUACAAUCAGCGAUAAAUCGGAAGCAAAUAAAGACUCUUGCAUCUUCUUAUCCAUUUUUGCAAUAUGCGUCCGGUUAUCUUCUAGAGCAUGCAGAAGAAGCGAAUAAACAGCAGAUCGAACAAGCUGAAUUUUUACAAUGCCUGAUAGAAGAACCUAGUCCUUUGGAGAAAAUAAGGCUUCUUCACAAUGCUUUUGAAAGGUUCCCUGGAUCUGGAUGUAUAAGAGGAGUAAGUCUGCUGUACAUGUUGGCAUUCCAUGGGUACACUAGACUUACAAAAGCUCUCCUCGACACAAAGGCGGACGCUAACGCUCAGGGGGGGAUCUACGGAACUGCGCUUCAAGCAGCUAUAGCCAAGGACAGAUACGACAUAGCGAGAUUGCUACUUGACAAAGGUGCAGAUUUCAAUGCUCAGGGCGGCUUCUACGGAAAUGCGCUUCAAGCAGCUAUAGCCAAGAAAGGAUACGACAUGGCGAGAUUGCUACUUGACAAAGGUGCAGAUUUCAAUGCUCAGGGCGGAGUUCACGGCAAUGCGCUUCAUACAGCUGCUGCAAGGGGCUCUAAAGAAAUUUUAAAACUGCUGCUCCAAAAAGGAGUAGAUGUUAAUACCCAAGGAGUACCAUACGGUUUUGCACUUCACGCAGCUGCAGAAUUCAAUAAAAGAGAAGCAGCGAAAUUUCUACUUGAGAAAGGAGCAAACGUCAAUGCCCAAGGAGGGUAUUAUGGUUAUGCACUCCAAGCAGCUGCAAGAUACAACAAUAAAGAAUUGGCGGAAUUGCUGCUUGAGAAAGGAGCAAAUGUCAACGCCCAAGGAGGAUUCUAUGGCUAUGCGCUCCAUGCUGCGGCAGCAGAAGCAAGUAUAACAAUCGUGGAGUUGCUGCUUGAAGAAGGAGCAGACGUUAAUGCGCGAGGAGGGCCCUAUGGCCAUGCUCUCUGCGCAGCUGUAAUCGAAGGCAAUACAGACAUUGUACAAAUAUUGCUCGAGAAUGGAGCAGAUGUCAGCUCUCCAACAGAGAUCUACGAGCUAUUCUAA
Trichoderma gamsii is the source of this 2469-nucleotide messenger RNA. RefSeq names its product ankyrin repeat domain-containing protein. Gene Ontology annotation, molecular function: protein binding. The transcript is spliced from 4 exons. The coding region runs from base 1 to 2469 and encodes 822 amino acids. The record is from RefSeq and is a predicted model, not a curated record. NCBI's taxonomy places the organism in Eukaryota, Fungi, Ascomycota, Sordariomycetes, Hypocreales, Hypocreaceae.